GGAACUUUCCUUACUGGGAAGUAUAAAGGAACUCUUCUUAUUGCCACUGGGGUUGAUGGAAAUUUAAGUAUUUUUCCCUUAGCAUUUGCAUUAGUUGAAGGGGAGAACAACCUAAGUUGGGCAUGGUUCUUUGACCAGCUACACGCCCACGUCACACAAAGAAUGGGUAUUACAAUUAUAUCAGAUCGACAUGCCGGGAUUAAACACGCCGUCCGUGGUUUCCCGGACGAAUGGGGAUGGACAUGGCGUUGGUGUAUUCGUCACUUCCUAGCCAAUUUCCAACACAAAUUUGGCAAGAAGAAAGACAUAAGAGAUCAAUUGUGGAGUGCAGCGGUUGCACAUCAACCAAAAAAGUACGAGCAGAAGAUGAAGACGAUCCGUCAAAUACACCGGGCGGGAGCAGUAUGGGCAGAAGGUCAAGAUCUGCACAUGUGGACAUUUCACAUGGACAACGGGGCUAGAUUUGGAAUUGCAACUACCAACCAUGGCGAGAGCAUAAAUGGAGUCUACAAGAGCAUUAGGGCAAUGCCUGUAUCUGUCCUAGUUGAGAUGACAUACUGGAAGGUAAACGAGUGGUUUGUGAAGAGGCGGGAUGCUGCUAUUGGGAGGGAGCGUGCUGGUCAUUCAAUAGCUAAGCAUAUAUUUGAUGGCAUGCAGAAGAUCGAAGAGAAAUCAAGUAAGCACAGAGUUGUUCUGUUCAACCGCAAUGAAGGUAUUUUUGCUGUGCAAACAGGUAUUUGGGGUGGAGGAAGACGUGGGCAUAAUCGUCAAUCUGUUACUCUACACGUAGAAACGCGCACCGGAGAGUGUACAUGCCAAAAGUAUCAAAACAGAAGAGUACCUUGUUCACAUGCAAUGGCAGUAGCUAAGUCGAUAACCCUCAGCGCUUACAGUUUGGUUAGUCCUUACUACACGGAACAGGCGAUCAGGAACUCCUACUCGUCAAGUUUUAGCCCCCUGCCG
Molecule: messenger RNA, 963 nt
Organism: Linum tenue
Lineage: Eukaryota; Viridiplantae; Streptophyta; Magnoliopsida; Malpighiales; Linaceae
Source: the annotation of a GenBank genome assembly